Struthio camelus australis is the source of this 3658-nucleotide messenger RNA. The record is from RefSeq and is a predicted model, not a curated record. Lineage: Eukaryota; Metazoa; Chordata; Aves; Struthioniformes; Struthionidae.
UAUCUUUCAGAUUAUGGCAUAACUACGAGAUAAACGAGCAGUGAUGGAAUCACUGGACACCGAGGUGAAAGUAAGGAAGACUCUAGGGACUGUUGAGUAUGUAGAGUCCUCUGGUUUUGCCCAGGGAAUGCUGCCCACGAAGAAGGAUGUGGUUCAGAACAUGCUGUAUUUGCUACAGCCCAAAAGAGCUGGCCAAGCCCAGCGGUCCAAAGAGGAUGCGGCCCAGUUGCUCGCCGAACACCUGCAAGAGCACUGGUUGUUUUGCAACUUGCAUACCAUUGCAACAAAAAACAUAAAGAAAAUUAUCCUCAAAAUGUAUGAGGAGUUCACCAAAUUGUAUCAGACCAGAAAGCAGAGACAAAACGAGGCUUUUACAGAGAGAGCAGACAGAUUCAACGAGAGUUCGGAUAAGCUCUUUGACAUAUUUUGUACAGACACACCGACAAGAAAUAAACUGGAGGAGUACAGUGGGAUAAAAAUGACUGGCACUGAGUGGAAAUUUCUUGAAGAUCAAAGAAGUGAAAGAAAAAUGUACUAUGAAGAUUGCACAGACAAGCAAGAAUUGCAGAUGAUGGAAAGAAGACGAAAGAUACAAUGCUUAGAGCACUUCAGAAAACUCGCCAAGGAGGAAAAGGAAGGAAACAAAGCAAAGGAAACGACGUAUAAAUGCGAUGAGCAGUCCGACGAAGGCACGAGUGUGGACGAAUCCUAUCCUGCGGAGGAAGAGAACGGAGGGGCUCCAGGCUUUUCGCUGAGGAGCAGAAGAAAGCGCCGGUGCACCGCGUGGUCCUCCAGUCCAGCGACUCCUGCUAGCGAUGCCAUGCCCCUGGAGUGCCAGCAUAUACGGAUGAGCAUAAGGAGAGUUAGGCCUGGGUUCUACGAAACUGUGGACAAGGUCAAAAACUGCUAGCGCAUGCCGUCGUCGGCAAGCAGAGCUGCUGGAGUACGAGGUGGCGAUACACACUUUAGGCAAGUUUGAAACCCCACAAUCGAUUGGAAGUGAUUGCUGUAGAUCCCCAGCCAGAGCUCAGGAACGUCCUGCCUCCGGGGAAGAGCGCUGGGAUGACAGCAGCGGUGGCAAGGACUAAAGCACACGAACUCGGAAGGCUAAGUGGUCAUCAGCUAAUGAUUUGAAGGCUCAAACACAGCCGAUGAUCUAAGGUUAUGUAGCGUGUAAGCCUCUUCACCCAAGGUUCUGUCUACGCGAGUGUGUUUUCAGAAGUCUCUCACCAUUUCUGAGCCAGUGGUGGCCUAAUACUAUAAAACAGGACUCUCUUUUACUGCAGGGAAAUAACUUGGACUUGUUGCUAAUGUAAAAUUCAUGUACUGAAGAGCCAUUAACUCCAGCUAAUUUCACUGGGAGUGAAAGGUGUUCAGCCCCUUUCAGAAUUUGCUGUUUCUGUGAGGAAGAAAGCUAGUUUUUUAGCUUGCAUUACCCAGUCUUGGAGAUGCAUUCUGUGAUUUUUGUUAAUGGAUUGCUCUCUUGCUUGCGAAGGGAGAAAUGGGAGAGAGAGAGAGAGAGAGAGAAGAGAUGAGAUGAGAUGAGAUGUUUGAGUGCUUUGGCUGUAAAAGUGUUGCUGAUUCCGAAUGUUUUAUUUUGCGCAGUGACGUUUCCUUGAUCAGGAUAAACCCUCCCAUAACCUGAUGAUUCUUAACAUGAAAUCUGUAAUCUAGGAACUGAGAGGUGUGAACCCUAAAUGAAGUGGUCAUGUUUUAUUUGCCAUGGGGGUAAGGUGGAUGGAGGGAUGCAAAUGGCGUUGUUUAGUCUGGAAUGGGAAGAACUUUAUAAGCCGUUAUCCUGCCUUCUUAGGAUAUAGGGAAGAAAAAGCCUUCCCAAGAAUGAGUAGCUGAGGUGUUUGCAGCAAGAGGCUUCUAAAUCUGGGCUUGCCUUUCCACCCCGUGUAGGUCCAUUCAGACAGCAGGUAGUUUUCCAGCAGGAGUUUGUUUGAGCAGAGUGUAACCCUCUUGCCCUUGUAUGUACUUAACCAGUGGCAUGUCUGUGACUUUAGAUCCGUGCAGCACAAGGGUAUCUGCCAUGUUUAGUUAGAGUUGCUUUACUGGUCUUUAAAGAUGAGAGACUUGAACUUUCUGUGAAAGCCAGUGCUGGAGAUCUCUCUGGUGAGCUUCCCAAACCUUGCCAGAGUACACUAGAAAUAAAUAAAGCAAGUCUCUAGUUGUCCCUAGAGGUACUCUGGUAGAAAGAGCUCAAACUUGCCUAGUUUUCCAAUUUACCUUUCAGUGUGAACAUUGGUUUCCCCACUCCAGUAUCUCAGCUCCUCCCUGUUUCUUACCUCUACACAUCCUGCAUAUCAUUUUACUGACAUUAACUUGUGCUGUUUCAUUCUUUGGCUUUUGCUCCCUUUAACAAUAAAUGCAUGUACAAAUAAUUUUGACAGCUCCUGUAACUUUAAUGAAUCAGUUCUUGGACCGCUUUGAAGUCCUAUGCCAAAGGAGGAAUGAAACGCAAAGUAGCUGCUGUUCAAAUUCAGAUGAAACAGAGCUAGCAAGCACAGGAGGCAGCAGCCCCGGCCUCGCUGCUUAGUCAGGCUCCAGCGUAUCUCCCUGCUGUCCCUCCGCCUAAGGACUGAUCUGUCCGGCCCUGAGCGAAACAUCGGCCUCCCAGCGAACUUGCUCAUAAGUAAUUGCUGGGAUCCUUGUUCUGUGUCACUGAGAAGUUCUUCACGGUAAGUUGCUCCAAAAUAUUUAGUGUGUUCUGCAUCACUCUUACUUAGUGUCGUUUCAGGUUUAAUAAGACGCACCCCCGUUCUGCAACACCCUUCAACCUCCUCUGCUUGAGAGUUCACAGCCCUCUUCUCUCCUCCUCUCUCUGACACGCUUCACUGACUUCCCCUUGCAAAUUAUGUCACGUUUAAACUAUUUGCCUUCCAGCCCUGAGAUGCUGGACUUGAGCCUCUCACUGGGCUUUUACACCAGCAGCUCUGUUUCCGCAGGGAAUAUAGCCAAGCUCCGACCUCGCAGAAGUAGAAUUUUUUAAUAACUGCUGUAAAAUCCCCUUUGUAUUGCAAAUAUAGCUGACGAUAUAAAUGCUAGUGUGCAAAGUAAAUCCGGCAGGAUUGACUAGAAUAUGGAACACAGCUGUGCCGUGCUUUAUGAUAUUCAGGGAUUCAGGGAAUUUAAGGUUGUCAGAUCUGACUUCCUGUGCACCGCAGGCAAUUACAUUUCAUUCAGCAGCCCCAUGCUCAGCCUAGUAGUUUCAGUUUAGCAGACGUGCAUCUUACAGAAAGUCUUGAGCUGAAGAUGUCAGAAGCCGGGCAGUCUGCUGUCUUCCUCAGUUAAGCACUUAAUGGUUUGUCACCUUUGUUGUUUUAAGAGAAAUUGUGACCAUCUUUCAGGCUGUGGUUCUUUUUAUGCCAUCCUGUACAGGCUGAGCAGUGUUUGUUGCGUUUAAAUCAUGUUUUGUUUUUUUGUUUUAUUUUUUAACCGGGUUUGAUGACUGUGGAUAGAGCCACAGCCUGGCUCCGUUUCUGCUGCAACAGGGGGAAAAUUUCUAAAUGAUGUAUUCUGAUUGCUCUUCUUUGGGACCAUGGUGCCUUUUUAAUCAGGACAGUAAAACUUGUCCCAGGACUCUGUACUUUUGUACGUUAACAGUUGUUGACUUUCCUUUUUCGGUGUGUCCCAAAUAAAUUAAUAUAACAUA